AUGUCCGUUCCUUUAUCAACACUUCCAGGCUCCGAGGAUGAGAUCAAGCAAAUUGAACAUUGGCAGGGCACCGACUUCAUUCAUGGGUGUCAUGGAGACACCUGUGGUGAAAAUUUUCAAGCCUCAAUCCCUUCUGUUCCUGAACACAGAAUGAUCGAGCCUCACCUUGGAGAGCUGGAGCAAAUUGAUAGUGCUACUGGUCCACCAGAGAUGGCUAUUCCCCCUCUGUUGCCUCAAAGUUCAUUUCAGCCGUGCAAUUUAUCAGAAAAUGGACCAGAAGAAUAUUCAGGAGCAAAGGAUGGAUUGUUGGAUCAUAUAGACCAUCUUUAUGAUGAUGAAAUGAGAUCCUCUGGAAACAUAAGCACGGAAGUCAAUAGUUGGUUAUCUGCAUUUGAACAGGGAAUACAUCCACGAGUCAUGAGUGACGACGAGCUGUCAGGUGAUGGCUGGUUGUCAUUCCUGCGGAUUGCCAUCAGCCACCUGGGUGGACUUUCCCAACCAAGGUUUCUGGAAGAGCAGAUCACCUGUCAGGAUCAGGUUACUGGGCAUCGUGUAUGGAUCAAGCUACAGCAACGCUCUGGCUGGUCGGUUAAACUGGAAGCUACGCGCCACCACCUCUUCGACGCCCUGCAGGACGCGGCAAUGCUGGCCGUUAUUACCAUGAGGCAGCAUUUCCCUUGCGAGUUCAGAGGCACUCCGUUUGAAGUUCUGCCUGUGGAACCCGGGCAAAGGAGCAGGCAGCUAGACGACGGUGCCGCGGUCGUCCGCGGCGGUGCCAUGGCUUCCGCUUUUACGGGGAUCGAUCACGAUGAUGUCCAACGUCUUCUCGCGGUCGGCUUCAUGUCCCUUUUCCAUGAGCGUUCCCAGUCUUUGCAACGUUUGAGGGAGCACGAGAUGAAGCAGCAGCUGCUGAUCGCGGAGAUAGAGAAGAUGGUGGAAGAGCUCGAUGGUUCCCCAACCCGGACGCAGGAGUUGGAUCGAAGAAUUGCGGAGCUGAAAAGGAAGUCGGGGGAGAUGCAUGGACUUCAUGCGCAUGCUGUCAAAGGAUACAUCGGUUGGUCAGUUUUCGUCUCAAACGAGGCGCAGCAGGAGAUGAAGCCAUUGGAGGAUGGGGAUGAGGUACCACCUGCAAUUGCAAGCUCCUCAGCAGUAUCGGGCAGGGCCAGGCUGUGA
Messenger RNA from Triticum turgidum subsp. durum (durum wheat), 1173 nucleotides. The record is from the annotation of a GenBank genome assembly. NCBI's taxonomy places the organism in Eukaryota, Viridiplantae, Streptophyta, Magnoliopsida, Poales, Poaceae.